Molecule: messenger RNA, 3003 nt
Organism: Trichobilharzia regenti
Lineage: Eukaryota; Metazoa; Platyhelminthes; Trematoda; Strigeidida; Schistosomatidae
Source: the annotation of a GenBank genome assembly
AUGAUAAGACGACGUAGUCCAGCUGAAGCUGCAGGAUUGCGUGAAGGUGAUCAUGUGCUGGCGAUUAAUGGUGCAGAUGCAUUGGAUAUGUCACAUGCACAAGCUGUACAGAUUAUUGAUUUUGCAUCAUAUACACUGGAGGUGAUUGUAGGCAGAUAUGAGCGACAUCAAAAGAUAGAAACAGUUUAUCUGGACAAUCAAUCUCUACGUUCUAAGCAAAUACCUCAAGAGAUCACAACAACUGAAUUACAACUGUUUUGGGAGAAAGGGAUGCCGCUGAAACCAGCUCGUAGAAAUUGGCCUCCACCACCUCCACAACAGUAUGUUUCACCUCCACGAUCACCACCGCCUACAGCGAAGUCACAUUCAGUUUCUAUACAUGUUCCACCUCCAAGACCAGUUGUGAUUCCAACACCACCAGCACCUCAACCACAACCAGUACGUCCAGCACCACCACCGCCUGUGAAACAACCUUCUAUUGAUCCACAUAUUAUUCCUCAUGAUCCAGAUGUAGCUAGUGUUUCAGUGAAACAAUUGAUGCGAGAAUUUGAUGUGCCACCGAUAGCACCUGAAUUAAAAAAAAAGAAUUAUGCUGAUUCAUCAUUCUAUUCGGAUCCUUCAAAAUAUUAUCCAACAAUUGAAGAACAAAUUGCAAUGGCUAGACGAGUUGCUAACAGUCUACACGAUCCAUAUAAUCUUGAAUCAAAAGGUGCAUCUAUGUUUGAGAAACAACGACAAAGAGCAGAAAAAUAUGUUAAAGAAGGACCAGAGCCUAAACCAGAUCCAAUUGAAUCAGCAACUCCUGAAGAGUUGGAGUACAUGACACCUCCAGUAGCACCACCGCAUCCACCUCCUCCACCACCAAGUUUUCCAGGUCUUCAACCAAAUAAAAAACCGACUAUCCCACAACCGCCACCAAUGAAUUAUGCUCCAGGCCAACCGAAGACAGUGCAAGAAUUCUUAGAGAAAAUAAAAAUUUUCCCUAAAAAUACACAUUCAGAUUUAGAUCCGCAAAAAUGUUUCGACAUUGCUACAGCUUUGUAUAAAUCUGAUAGUCGUGGAGCUCAAAUGUUCGCCAAACGUCAUGCUAGAGCAUUGAAAUGGGAUGCACAAAAUUCAGAAGAUGAUGAAUCGGGUAAUCGCAAGAUGAAUGUAGCUGUAGCCUCUGGUCCAGGUCCAACAAUGAAUAGUUAUGCUCAUGUCAAAAUGACUUCAAAACUUCCACAGUCGAAAUCACCACAACGACUGGAAUUAAAACAACAAGUUCCUGGUGUUAAACCGAUACCAGUAAAUCAAAAUAAUGGAGAGACAAAUGAAUAUAAGAAACCGAGUAUUUCAUUGGCUGUCGACCGGGCACCGUCACCACCUAAUCAAUCGGAAAAUUUACUUGGUCCUACACCGAAACCAUUUGUACCAGCUAAUUCAAACAGUAGUAUAUCAUUUGGACAACUGAAUAACGCUGUCAAUAAUAGUAAUAAUCAUAAUACUAAUAUUAAUAAUUUUAAUAAUGGAUUUGGCUUAGGCAACAAUACUUCGACUAGUAGUAAUAUUAAUAAUAAUAAUGAUAAUAGUAGUAAUACCACUAGUGGAUCCGGUUGGCGUCCUGUCAAAUUUAGAAUUGGACAAACUGCAAAUUAAUACAAAAGGCAGAGAAACAAUUAUAUUGCACCACCAUUAUCACUUAUUAAUAAUAAUAACAAUAAUAGUAACAAUAAUAAUCUAAUGACAUCAUCACCAUUGCUUUUAAUGUAGAAAAUAUUAAGAUUUUCAUUGAAUUGCUUGAAAAAUACUGCCUAGAUUAACCUUAUUAUUACUCCUAGUAAUGUGUUAAUUGGAUGUCCAUCUGCAUUCUUCUUGCUCACGUCUACACACUCAUGCAUACACAUAGACACUUAAAAAUACACACAACUAGAGGAGAACGCAUGUGGUGCUUAAUAUUUGAGUCUUUGUCUGUCUUCUCAAUCCUGUCGUCCUACAGUCGUUAGCCUUCGCCUUUCAUUAUUCCUUCUCCUUUGUUGACCUUUCAAUACAACAAAAAUUGGUUGACUUUGAAUACCUCGGCUUAUCUAUCGUCUGACAGUGAUACUAUGCAUAACUGAAUGUGUUGUAUUCAUUCGUCGAAUCGAUUUUACUUCUUUCCUUCUAAAUGUGUAUAUUUUGUUUGUUAGUAAUGUUUGAAGAUCACAACAGUAUGCUUUCAGUUGAAUCUCCAUUCUGAUGUACACCUACAAAUAAUAUUUGCACAUACGCGGACACAUCAUGUAUUAUGACAUUUAAAAAUGUCAAAUGUCAAUGACUGUGGUAGUGGUGGUUAUACCAUCUUCGCAAAGUGAAUAGAAAUGAUGAACCAGUGGGAUAAUCAAGUAUUGUUAUUUCCCAUGUGCAGAAUCUUCUUUCUUUUUCUUUCAAAUUAAUCUGUACACUUUUGAGUACCCAGUAGUGGAAAGCAUUUCUCAACAUUGAUAAUUAAUAGUGAAUGAAUAUUGAUGAAGUAGAGACAAUACGUACACUACUCAUACAAAAUGUUAUUAGCCUACUAUUGUUGUCGUUGUUCUUGUUGUUGCUGCUACCGUCGCCAGUCUUCAUGUCUCCUUGAUUGUUUCUUUUUCUUUCUGUUUUCGUUUUGAUUAAUGUCCGCCUUACAAGCUUAUGCCUAUUUCCUUACCUAUCUAUCUAUCUACCCGCCUACUUUCCUAUCUAACUAACUACCUACCUACGUAAUUACUCACCUACAAUCACAGUCACACUGUCAUGUUUCGGCGAAAAAUAAAAGAAGAGAGCUUAACUGUCUAUUAACUAUUUAAAGGUUUGUCACUGAAAUACAAAAAAAGCACACAAAAAAGAAUAUUAGUGUAUUGUUGAGUUAAUUUCCUGUUUUAUCACUGUUCUGCAAUUUUCGCCCCAUGUUUGACAACUUACUUACUCCAAGUGUAAUUUAAAUAUAUAUAAACAUAUAUAUAUAUAUGCAAAGAUUUCAAAAAAAGCAAUCUAUAAAAACAGCAA